Messenger RNA from Caenorhabditis bovis, 504 nucleotides. NCBI's taxonomy places the organism in Eukaryota, Metazoa, Nematoda, Chromadorea, Rhabditida, Rhabditidae. The record is from the annotation of a GenBank genome assembly.
AUGUCGUUGGUCGUCACACAGAAACGCUCGGCUCGUCGUUGUCUUUUCGGGCGUCCGACGCCGGAGCAACAAGAAGCCACUCAAGAGAUGAUCCAGAACGCUCUGGAAGAGAUUUAUCGGCGGGACAUGGAGAAAUGGGGAUUCGAUUUCAAACUUGGAAUUCCACUCGACGAAGCUUCGUGCUCGUUGUACAUCUAUGAGGCCGUCACCGAAGCAGAGGUUCCGCAAUAUUAUAGAACUAAACAUAUUAGUUCGAAUGAGAGUCCGAUGAGCAGUCCGAGCACUUCUGACAAGGAGGAUGUUUCGCUGAUGAAUAUCUCGACGUGCUCCACCGAAUCCGAAAUGUCGAUUGAGUUCGAGCCGGUGCCGCUAGCGAAACGCACUAGCCAGACACCGAAGAAGCGGCAGAACAAGCUCACCGACUACAUUCCGAUUAGAAGAAGGAAGGUUCAAAGGUCGCCGAAGGAUCAGCAAACCCCGCGGCGAGCCGCUCGCCAGUUCUAA